Prosopis cineraria is the source of this 1855-nucleotide messenger RNA. RefSeq lists its product as uncharacterized. The coding region runs from base 266 to 1543 and encodes 425 amino acids. Lineage: Eukaryota; Viridiplantae; Streptophyta; Magnoliopsida; Fabales; Fabaceae. The transcript has 9 exons. The record is from RefSeq and is a predicted model, not a curated record.
AAUGCACUGAAUAAUUUGUUUUGGGAAGCAAACAAGUUGAAGCAUAAGGGGAAGAACAGUAGCACGAUCUCUCUCAUUCCGAUUUUAGAAUUUUUUUUCCUCCCCGGCUUCCUAUUCUGUUUUCUUCCAUAUUGAGAAACUUCGGGGGCUCCAGGCAAAUGCCACGAAAACGAAGGACGUGUUGCCGAAACUUUCAGAAACUGGAAAUCCUCCAGCGAGAUCUUAGGAGAUUCAGGGGAGCAAGGCGUUCGAGGCAAAGCAAUCCAUGGGCAACGCUCAGUCACCUCCUCCCUCUGAUCCUCGAUAUGCUUCCGCAUCCAGAGCUUUCACUCAAAAGGAACUUGAAGAUUUAAGGACUCUGUUCAAGUCUCUGGCAGUUCAAUCGCAGAGCAACGGCGACUAUGUCUCUCUCUCCGUCUUUCAGUCAUAUUUUGGACUCGAUGACCUUCUUGGGGAGAGGAUGUUUUAUUUGGUUACUCAGCAGCGUGGGGACAAAAAACUAGCCUUCGAAGAUCUUGUUAUUGCUAAAGCUGCUUAUGAGAAAGGAACAAAAGAUGAAAUUGAUGAAUUCAUCUUUCGCUUACUAGAUGUAUCUGGAAAUAAUAUUCUAGGGAGGUCUGAUUUGGAAUCUGUUCUAAUAGCAAUUUUUCACAACCUGUUGAGCAUUGAAGAUUCUGAAGUUAGAUCAAGUUCACAUCGGGACACUGUCAACAUAUUUUUGAAUGCUGCAACUUUCUCAAAGUAUGAAGAAGGAUGCACUGAGGAGUUUAUGUCUUUUGAAGAUUUCAGAAGUUGGUGUACUCAUAUCCCAUCUGUGAGAAAGCUUCUUGGCAGCUUGUUGAUGCCACCUGAUUCAGGAAGACCGGGUUCUCAAGUUCCUCAUCUAUUGCAUUCGGAUGGCAUCGAUUCAGACAUUCUUCUUUUGAGAAAGGAGUAUGCGUGGCAUAUUGGAGGAGCACUUUCUCAGCAAGAAGUGGAAGCAUGGAAGCUUUUGUAUCAUAGUGCUUUGAAUGGUCUUAGUUUUAACACAUUCCUGGGCAACAUUUCAAAUCACGAAGGCCCUACUAUGUUGAUUAUCAAGGAUAAAGAAGGUUGUGUUUAUGGAGGAUAUGCUUCCCAACCAUGGGAGCGGCAUGCUGAAUUUUAUGGAGACAUGAAAUGUUGCCUGUUCCAGCUAACUCCAAAGGCCUCUAUAUAUAGACCUACUGGAGCAAACAAUAAUCUUCAAUGGUGUGCUGUGAACUUCACUUCAGAGGACAUCCCAAAUGGAAUUGGAUUUGGCGGACGGGUUAAUCACUUUGGUUUAUUUUUGUCGGCGAAUUUUGAUCAGGGGCAUACGUUUUCAUGUUCCACAUUUGGGAGUCCUUGCCUCUCCAAGAGUAGCCGUAUAUCACCUGAAGUAAUAGAGUGCUGGGGAGUGACAAGUGCAGCCCAAGCAGGAAUCCAGGGCAGGAAUGAAGCCGUCAAGGGUACUGUACUCGACAGACACAAGGAAGAUAGGCAUAUGCUCAAUAUGGUAGGCCUUGCGAAUUCCAGCGAAUGAAAUAGACCCUACAUUCUCGAAUCUAUCUCCUUUAUCUCGUCGUGUGGCCUUUGGAUGAAUGGCUCUGUCAAAACUCCUACUAAGUAGCAAUGAACUCCCGGGAUUGCUUUCUUGAAAAUCUUAGGCACAUCCAUGUUGCCCUUUUGUUUUCUGGGUUAUGCUCCACCUCCAGAACUCAAUAUCAGUAGCAGUUAUUGACCAGUGAGCGCUUCGUAGAGGGUAAUCGUUUUUUUUUAAUAUGUAAAAUAGUACUCUAGAUUACGCUGAACUAUACACUUAAUCUUUUAUAUUUUACCUUAAUCUUUGUUUCAA